AUGGUUAAUCCAAGGAUUAUUAAACAAAGAGAAUCUCUACCAAUUUUUCAUUUUCGACAAGAAAUUAUUGAUGCAAUAAAAAAUGAAAAUUUACUUGUUAUAAUUGGAGAAACAGGAUCUGGUAAAACAACACAAAUUCCUCAAUAUAUCUUGGAAAGUUUCGAGGAUUGUAGAUUAAUAGGAGUAACUCAACCAAGACGUAUUGCAGCGAUUACAGUUGCUAAUCGAGUAUCGGAGGAACAUGGCACUAGACUUGGAAAUGAAGUAGGAUAUUGCAUUCGAUUUGAUGAUUGCACUUCAGCAAAAACUAGAUUAAAAUAUUUGACGGAUGGUGUUUUAUUGCGAGAAGCAACACUUGAUCCUAAGUUAGAACAUUAUGAUGUAAUCAUUAUAGAUGAAGCUCAUGAAAGAACAUUGGAAACCGACGUAUUGUUCGGAUUAUUAAAAGAAACACAUCGAUUACGUCCGGAAUUAAAAAUUUUAGUAAUGUCUGCUACCCUAAAUGUAGAAAAAUUCUCGGAUUUCUUUAACGAAUGUCCAAUUUUUAGUAUUCCGGGUAGAACUUAUGAGGUAGCAAUAAAUCAUCAUAGAGACGCAAAAAUUGUUAGUCUAAAAUCAACAUAUGUUCAAAGAGCUGUUGACACAACAUUAUAUAUUCAUACUCACGAACCACCAGGUGAUAUUUUAGUUUUCUUGACUGGACAAAAUGAAAUAGAUAAGGCAUGUCGUGAUCUUUAUAAUCAAGCACGAGAAUUAAAUUACAGGCGGGAUGUACAAUAUUAUGAUGAAGUAAGAGAUUUAGUUGUAUUUCCAAUUUAUGCUAGUUUGGAGACUAUGGAACAAAAAGCCAUAUUUGAAGAUUCUCCUGAAGGUACAAGGAAGGUUGUCUUUGCAACGAAUAUUGCUCAGACUUCAGUUACUAUUCCUGGAAUCAAGUACGUCAUAGAUAGUGGAUUUGUUAAACAAAAAUCAUAUGAUCCAAGCACAGGAAUGGAUGCACUUUUAGUUGUGCCAAUAUCACAAGCUGCAGCAACACAAAGAGCUGGUC
Funneliformis geosporum is the source of this 1048-nucleotide messenger RNA. The record is from the annotation of a GenBank genome assembly. NCBI's taxonomy places the organism in Eukaryota, Fungi, Glomeromycota, Glomeromycetes, Glomerales, Glomeraceae.